Sitodiplosis mosellana (orange wheat blossom midge) is the source of this 1940-nucleotide messenger RNA. RefSeq lists its product as uncharacterized. The record is from RefSeq and is a predicted model, not a curated record. Lineage: Eukaryota; Metazoa; Arthropoda; Insecta; Diptera; Cecidomyiidae.
UCAAUAAAAAAGAGAAGAAAAAAAAACCAAAGCCAAAAUGGUAAAGAUGCGGAUUAUUUGUGCUGUUUUAUGUUUUGUUGUUCUAGUUAAUGCACACAAUACGAAACCGUUGGCAGAAAAUAGUGGCAGCAGUUUAAAUGCGUUCAGCAAAUUUUAUAGAAAUUGUGAAAAUGCGGAGGAUAUCUUCCGUUGUAUAAAGCAACAAGCAUUGAAAUUAGUCAAUCGUGCAUUGAAUUUACAAUCGAUCAAAGUGGUCGACGGUGUGACACUGUUGCAACGUGACCAAUCGAAUGCCCAACGCAAAUCAGCGGCGAAUGAUAUACAAAGUGAAUCGGAAAUUCGUAGCCUAUCGUCCGAUCAAUUGGACGCAACACUGAUGAACGGUGUUGGUAAAUUGUUCACCAAUUUCCAAAUGCAAUUGAAUUUACCGAAAGUCUUUGAACAAAAUGAAGUCGAAGUGGAAGAAGGACGAAAGAAGCGCAAGAAGUACUUGGGACCAUUCUUGGCAGCCAUGGCUAUCAAAGCUGGUAUUUUGAAGCUGGCCUAUCACUCGAUUGCUAUCGUUGCCGCAAAAGCAUUGAUCAUUGGUAAAAUUGCAUUGGUUAUCAGCGCGAUCAUCGGUCUCAAGAAAUUGGUUGCACCAGAAGGUCAUGAGAAAACCACCUAUGAGAUAGUUAAGCAUCCACACGUACAACAAUCACAUAGUUACUCGUCGUCCCAUGGUGAAUAUGAAAAUGGUCACGACGGUAGUGUUGGCCAAUACCAUCGCAGCUUCGAUCAAUAUGACGAACUAAUGAUGAAAAAUCCAGCGUUCCGAAACAAUUUGUCUCCUAAAUACUAAUUAAUUUUGCGCAAUUAAUUUGAGCAUUCUAGUGAGAUGAUGAGAACGAAAAGAAAGAGAAAAACAAGAGAGUGAGUGGCGUAUAAAUAAAUAUAAAGGAAACGAAAAAAUUUCGUAGACGUUGGAGAAAGUCAAUAAACCAAAAAAAAAAAACUAAAUUAAAUUCAAAAUACUCAACGAACGAACUAGAAAAGCUUCACGUUUUUUAUUUUGUGUUGUUGCUAGAAUGAUGAAUUUGGAAAUGGGCAACCAAAAGAAGAGAAACAAAAAAUAAAUAAAUGUAUACCAAAAAUGCGAAUAGUUUUUUUUGUUUGCGUGUCUUUUGAAUCCAUCGAAUUGAAAUCAAAACAUCGGUACAAACAUCGUACUCAAUUUCCGCCACGAAAAAUGCCAGACAAUUGGGAAAAACAACAAUAAUCGUUGCUUUUUUGAAGAUUUGCAUGGAGAUUUUUGUUUGGCGGAAUUUUUGUACAACAUUAAUACACUUAACACAUACACACGAUCAAAACAUAUCGACAUUACACACUUAACACAUUAUCAUCAUUCAUGCCAACACAUAAACUCAUUCCAAACAUAAAUGACAUAAAAAGACUAACAUAAACACACGGAAAAACGAAUACAGACAAUUUGUAACAUCUAAAACCGAUGAUUUGUCGAAAGGGCUCUCUCCAGAGUCGUUUCAUUUAGAAUUCGAGGAUUAAACACCACCCAACAAAAACCCCUUAAAAAAAUUGUAUCAAAUAUUGUUGUUGUUGUAGACGAACGGGCUGACCAAAAAAAAAUAUUUAAAAAAGAUGAUUAAAUAAUAUUUUCUUCUGUUUUUUUUUCCAAAUAUAUCAAUAUUUUUGCGUUUGAUGUAAGUAAGAGAAUUUAUCCAAUAAGUAUUUAUUUAUUUAUGUAUUGUACCCCGAAUACCUAUUUAUUUUCCGUUUAUUUUGUUGUACCUUUUUUUUAUUGAACAUUACAAAAUUUAUUAUCAUUAAUUUAAUUUUUUUUUGUGUUGUGUGUGAAAGAAACCGAAUGGCAUACAUUCCGUAAAAAAUAGAAAGAAAAACCGUAGCAGUUAAAAUCCAAAGAACUAAAGGAGAAAAAAAAACAA